Aspergillus chevalieri is the source of this 1083-nucleotide messenger RNA. RefSeq lists its product as uncharacterized. The record is from RefSeq and is a predicted model, not a curated record. The transcript has a single exon. NCBI's taxonomy places the organism in Eukaryota, Fungi, Ascomycota, Eurotiomycetes, Eurotiales, Aspergillaceae. Bases 1 to 1083 code for a protein of 360 amino acids.
AUGUCACAAAUUCCCCACCACAUCCUAAACACAUCCUGGACCCUCCACCGCCUCUCCCCCCUGCACCACAACGAGGAAUUCCAAACCCUCCUUGACAACCCUACAGCCUUCAAUACAUAUGCAGCACGCCUACGAGACCAAUUAACAGGGGACGUUCUCUCUGGUCUGCAAACCAGUCUUGGUGCUAGCGGCGUCGCAGAAGACGACACGCUAUCUAAAACGGGUGCGCUGAGAUCAUGUACCUGGGAAGGCAUACCGCGGUUUGACGAUACCUUUACUUCCGAAAACGAAGGACAAGGACAGACAGGGAUAUUAAUCAUCCUAUCCUACGAGAACACGACAUACAAAGCCGCCCUCCUCGCCUCCCCAAACAAUCAACAAAACCAGAUCAAGACCCAAAACACCCGCAAAGGAGUAACCUCCCUCCCCCUCCUCUUAACCCGCACCCCCACCCCCCUCCGCCAAACACUCCUCUCCUUCCUCUCUGCAACCUUCGACACGUACCCCUCCCCCCUGCGCCUGCCCGCAUCCUUUAUGUGCGCGGGCCUAGACACCUACGUGAACACAUUCCUGUCCAGCGGCGUGCGAGACGCGGCGGGUAUCCUGCAGGAUGCUAUGCGGGAUGUACAGCUUACGUUGGCGUUUUCGGGGGCCGUGGCGCCUAGUUUGAGGAGUUUGGGUGUUGCUGUGCCGAAGGGGUCUGUUGGGGGUUUUCUUCGUGGAAAUGGUGCGGGUGGUGAUGAUGGGGGCUCGUUCCUGGGGAGGCUUGAGGGGUAUCUUGAGAGGCAUUUGGCGAUGAAUUUGGAUUUUGGUAAUGGGGGUAUGAGUGGUAAUGGGGGUGAUCUGGCGAAGCAGCACGUGCGGGUGUCGAAGAUUGCGUGUGGGGGGUUUGUUAUCGGGAGUGAGGGGCGGAUGAAGUUGAGUGCUGAUUUGAGAUGGCAAGGUGACGACAUUAAGGAUGGGGACGAUGGUCAGAGUUCGCAGGUGUUGAGUGAGAAGGAGAGGCUUGAGUUGAGGGCGAGUUAUGCGUUUCUCUUGGGGGUUUUGCGCAGGGCUGUUGCUGGGGAGGGGCAGAUGAAAUGA